Molecule: messenger RNA, 1647 nt
Organism: Rangifer tarandus platyrhynchus (Svalbard reindeer)
Lineage: Eukaryota; Metazoa; Chordata; Mammalia; Artiodactyla; Cervidae
Source: the annotation of a GenBank genome assembly
AUGGCAACUUCAUCUGAAGAAGUUCUGUUGAUUGUGAAGAAGGUGCGACAGAAGAAGCAGGAUGGAGCUCUGUACCUCAUGGCAGAAAGAAUUGCUUGGGCACCUGAAGGCAAAGAUAGAUUUACCAUCAGCCAUAUGUAUGCAGAUAUCAAAUGCCAGAAAAUCAGUCCAGAAGGAAAAGCGAAAAUUCAGCUUCAACUGGUCCUGCAUGCAGGGGACACAACUAACUUCCAUUUUUCCAAUGAAAGCACAGCAGUGAAAGAGCGAGAUGCAGUGAAAGACCUUCUUCAGCAACUGCUUCCCAAAUUCAAGAGGAAAGCAAAUAAAGAACUGGAAGAGAAAAACAGAAUGCUGCAAGAAGAUCCUGUUUUGUUUCAGCUUUAUAAAGACCUUGUUGUGAGUCAAGUCAUCAGUGCUGAGGAAUUCUGGGCCAAUCGUUUGCAUGUGAACACAGCAGAGAGUUCUUCCACGUCUAACCAUAAGCAGGAUGUUGGCAUUUCUGCAGCAUUUCUGGCUGAUGUCCGACCCCAGACAGAUGGAUGUAAUGGUUUGAGAUACAAUUUAACAUCUGAUAUCAUUGAGUCCAUUUUUAGGACCUAUCCAGCAGUAAAAAUGAAAUAUGCAGAAAAUGUUCCCCACAACAUGACAGAAAAGGAAUUCUGGACACGUUUCUUUCAGUCCCAUUAUUUCCACAGGGACCGGCUGAACACAGGGUCAAAGGACCUCUUUGCAGAAUGUGCCAAAAUAGAUGAAAAAGGGUUAAAAACAAUGGUUUCAUUAGGAGUGAAAAACCCGCUACUUGACUUAACAGCUUUGGAAGAUAAACCAUUAGAUGAGGGCUAUGGCAUUUCCUCUGUGCCAUCUACUUCUAAUUCUAAAUCCAUCAGAGAGAAUAGUAAUGCUGCCAUCAUCAAGAGAUUUAACCAUCACAGUGCCAUGGUCCUGGCAGCAGGUCUCAGGAAACAAGAAGCACAAAAGGAGCAAAAUGGCGAGCCCAGCAGCAUUGAUGGACAUUCCGGAGAUGUAGAUUGCCUUCAGCCAGCAAUCAAAAGGGCGAAGUUACAAGAAUCCAUUGAAUAUGAAGACUUGGGAAAAAAUAAUUCCAUAAAAACAAUUGCACUAAACCUCAAGAAGUCAGAUAGGUAUUAUCAUGGUCCAACUCCAAUCCAGUCGCUGCAGUAUGCAACCAGUCAGGACAUUAUUAAUUCCUUUCAAAGUAUUAGAGAAGAAAUGGAAGGUUACACGCCCAGGUUAACUCAGGUUCUCUCCAGUAGUGCUGCCAGUAGCACCAUCACAGCCCUGUCCCCUGGAGGAGCACUGAUGCAGGGAGGGACACAGCAAGCCAUAAACCAGAUGGUGCCAAAUGAUAUUCAGUCUGAAUUGAAACACCUAUAUGUGGCUGUUGGGGAACUUCUACGGCACUUCUGGUCCUGUUUUCCUGUUAAUACGCCAUUCCUAGAAGAAAAGGUAGUGAAAAUGAAAAGUAAUUUGGAACGAUUCCAAGUUACAAAGCUCUGCCCAUUCCAAGAAAAAAUUCGGAGACAGUAUUUAAGCACAAAUUUGGUUAGUCACAUAGAGGAGAUGCUCCAGACAGCCUACAACAAGCUCCACACGUGGCAGUCACGGCGUCUGAUGAAGAAAACGUGA